AUGCCUCGUCAAUUCUUCGUCGGCGGCAAUUUCAAAAUGAAUGGCUCUGUUGAGUCCAUCAAGAAGAUCAUUGGGCAUCUCAAUGAUGCUAAGUUGGACCCAAAGACCGAGGUCGUCAUUGCACCCCCAGCUCUCUACCUCCUCCUUGCCCGUGAGCAUCUCAGACCAGGCAUCGAGGUUGCAGCCCAAAACGUCUUCGACAAGCCCAACGGAGCUUUCACCGGCGAGAUCUCCGUCGACCAACUCAAAGACAGCAAUGUCACCUGGACCCUCCUCGGUCACUCUGAGCGCCGUGUAAUUCUGCAAGAAGACGAUGCGUUUGUUGCCUCAAAGGUCAAGGCCGCCCUUGAUGGAGGUCUGAGCGUUAUCCUCUGCUGCGGUGAAUCUCUGGAGCAGAGAGAGAACAACAAGACUAUCGAGGUCGUCACUUCUCAAUUGAAGGCUGUCAAGGACAAGGUCUCGGACUGGUCUAAGAUCGUCAUUGCGUACGAACCAAUUUGGGCUAUUGGUACUGGGAAGGUUGCUACCACCGAGCAAGCCCAGGAAGUCCACGCCGCUAUUAGAGCUUGGUUGAAGAAUGAAGUCAGCGAGAAGGCAGCCGAGGAGACCCGAAUCAUCUACGGUGGCAGUGUUAGCGAGAAGAACUGCAAGGACUUGAGCAAGCAGCCAGAUAUUGAUGGCUUCUUGGUGGGUGGUGCUUCAUUGAAGCCCGCUUUCGUCGAUAUUAUCAACAGCCACCUGUGA
Amorphotheca resinae ATCC 22711 is the source of this 744-nucleotide messenger RNA. RefSeq lists its product as hypothetical. Gene Ontology annotation, molecular function: triose-phosphate isomerase activity. NCBI's taxonomy places the organism in Eukaryota, Fungi, Ascomycota, Leotiomycetes, Helotiales, Amorphothecaceae. The record is from RefSeq and is a predicted model, not a curated record. Gene Ontology annotation, biological process: glycolytic process; glycerol catabolic process; gluconeogenesis. The coding region runs from base 1 to 744 and encodes 247 amino acids. The transcript has 3 exons. Gene Ontology annotation, cellular component: cytosol.